Ogataea haglerorum is the source of this 5757-nucleotide messenger RNA. RefSeq lists its product as uncharacterized. Bases 1 to 5757 code for a protein of 1918 amino acids. Gene Ontology annotation, molecular function: ATP binding; ATP hydrolysis activity; nucleic acid binding. NCBI's taxonomy places the organism in Eukaryota, Fungi, Ascomycota, Pichiomycetes, Pichiales, Pichiaceae. The transcript has a single exon. The record is from RefSeq and is a predicted model, not a curated record.
AUGUCUUCCUAUAAUGUUUCGUCUACGUCGUCUUACCUGCAGGCGAUGCAGCCGAUGAUCGAGUCGCUGAACCGUUUGCAGUUGGAUGAGGAGGGUGCGGGUUUCAAGUUGCCAAACAUUGACGAUGGAAGCUCAAAAAUAGACAUUUCCAAGCAGGUGACGAAUUUACUGAAAGAAUUUGAAAAUUGUGCUGAUAUAGAGCUUGACGACGAGUCGACGGAGGAUACCGAAGAGGAGGAGGCUGCUGCGCUUCUUUCCGAGAUCAAAAGCGAUUGUGAGCGGAUCAACACCGAGAAUGCUGAGCAAAUGGUGGAAAGCAUACUCUCGAUUCUUGAGUCAGAUAACAACUCGCACAUCGAGUCAGGACUAUUUGAUCUUUUGGGUUUUGGGGAGUUUGACCUGAUUUCAAAGAUUUUGCAAAACAAGGACGCCAUUCUCGAAGAAAAGAGGACGCAGACACAGAUGCUACAGCUGAUGAGCGAACAAGAGAUCCGACAACAGGCAAACGUCAACCGCAAAGAAUCAAAGAACGCCAAACUGGAAUGGGAGCAGGCCAGACAGCAGUAUCCGCAUGUUUUCCGGGUCCACGACGCGGGCAAUGUCAUUUCGUUCACAGGCAAAAAAUACAGUCUCCCGUUUGGUACCACUAGGAACUCCUAUGAAAACUACGAGGAGAUCAUAAUCCCCAAGUCAGAGAAAAAGCCUUCAAAAUUCAAAGAGGUGUACAUUCCGGUGAAAACGCUGGAUUACCUUUGCCAGGGCACGUUCAAAGGGUACAAGACUCUCAACCGCAUGCAAUCACUUAUAUACCCGGUUGCGUAUGAAACGAACGAGAACAUGCUGGUUUGUGCUCCUACUGGUGCGGGAAAGACGGAUGUCGCUUUGUUGACCAUUUUGCACACCAUCAAACAGUUCCUGUCCGAGUCGGAGGACGAUGACCGUGUGCAGGCAGACAUAGACUACGACGAGUUCAAAAUUGUGUAUGUUGCUCCGCUGAAAGCUUUGGCAGCAGAAAUCGUUGAAAAGUUCAGCAAAAAGCUUGCGUGGCUGGGCAUACAGGUUAGGGAGCUCACUGGGGACAUGCAGCUCACCAAGGCUGAGAUUAUGACGACGCAGAUCAUCGUCACGACGCCCGAGAAAUGGGACGUCGUGACACGCAAAUCGACCGGCGACAGCGAGUUGGUUGAGAAAGUGAAGCUGCUGAUUAUAGACGAGGUCCAUCUGUUGCACGAGGACAGAGGAUCUGUUAUUGAGACUUUGGUCGCCAGGACGCUGCGGCAAGUGGAAAGUUCGCAGUCGAUGAUCCGCGUGAUUGGUCUUUCGGCCACGCUCCCGAAUUUUGUGGACGUAGCGGACUUUCUGGGGGUCAACCGGCAGGUCGGGAUGUUCUACUUUGACCAGUCGUUCCGUCCAGUUCCGCUGGAGCAGCAGCUGAUUGGAGUGAGGGCCAAGGCGGGAAGCAUGCAGUCGCGCGACAAGCUUGACAAGACGGCGUACAGGAAGCUGGUGGAGAUGGUGGAAAGGGGCCACCAGGUGAUGGUUUUUGUGCACUCGAGAAAAGACACGGUCAACACUGCGCGCAACUUCAUCAAGAUGGCCGCUGAGAACGACGAGGCGUGGCUUUUCGACUGCUCUGCUGCUCCGAAACACAGUUUUUUUGAGCGAGAGAUGAGCAAAAAUAAAAACAAAGACCUUAGAGAGCUGUUCCAGAACGGGUUCGGCGUCCACCAUGCUGGAAUGCUGCGGAGCGACAGAAACCUGACUGAGAAAAUGUUUCUCUCCGGGACGAUCAGGGUGCUGUGUUGCACGGCCACGCUUGCGUGGGGUGUCAACCUGCCUGCUGCUGUGGUCAUCGUGAAGGGUACGCAGGUGUACGACUCGAAGGCCGGUGGCUUUGUGGACCUGGGCAUUUCAGACGUGAUCCAGAUUUUUGGCCGUGCCGGCAGACCGCAGUUCGAGAGCCACGGUAUUGGAAUCCUGUGCACCACGAGCGACAAGCUGGACCACUACAUCUCUCUUCUUUUGCAGCAGCACCCGAUCGAGUCGAAACUGUCGGCUAAACUGGUGGACAAUCUGAAUGCAGAGAUCUCCCUGGGUACCGUCACCAACGUCGACGAGGGCGUGCAGUGGCUCGGCUACACGUACAUGUAUGUUCGGAUGAAGCAGAACCCGUUUGCGUACGGAAUAGACUGGCAGGAGCUUGCCAAAGACCCGCUGCUGGUGCAAAAAAGACGCGACAUGAUUAUCGACGCUGCCAAAAAGCUGCACUCGUUGCAGAUGAUUGUUUUCGAUGAACGGUCGGGAGCGUUCAUUCCGAAGGAUCUGGGCCGCGUCGCGUCUGAUUUCUACCUACUGAACGAGUCUGUCGAAAUCUUCAACCAGAUGAUGAGCCCCAAGGCCACUGAGGCGGACGUACUGAGCAUCAUCGCGAUGAGCUCGGAGUUCGACAACAUUAAGUUCCGCGAGGAGGAGUCCAAGGAGCUGGAGCAGCUCAAAAACGACAAGACAGCGUGCGAGAUCGCCGCGGAGGUUGCGUCCGCCCAGGGCAAGUCCAACAUCCUCCUUCAGGCGUACAUUUCGCGGGCAGCCAUCAAAGAUUCUGCGCUGAUCUCAGACGCCAACUACGUGGCACAGAAUGCCGCGAGGAUCUGCCGUGCGCUGUUUCUGAUUGGGUUGAACCGCCGGUGGGGCGUUUUUGCGCGCGUGAUGCUGUCCAUCUGCAAAUCGAUCGAGAAACAGCUCUGGUCGUUCAACCACCCGAUGCGACAGUUUGAGCUCCCGCAGCAGAUCCUCCGCAACAUCGAGGCUCACGGCCCGUCGAUGGAGACGCUGCGCGACAUGAGCGCGGCCGAGCUCGGGGACCUCGUGCACAACGCCAGAAUGGGGCCCAUCCUGUACAGGCUCGUGGGCCGGUUCCCGUACGUGCUGGUGGACGCCGAGGUGUUUCCGGUGACGACAAACGUGAUGCGUGUGCACGUGACCAUAGAGCCCGAUUUUGCGUGGCAUUUUGAGACGCACGGCAACGUCCAGCUAUUCUGGCUUCUGGUUGAGGAGAGCGACAAGGGCUCGAUCCUGCACUUCGAGAAGUUUCUGCUGAGCAAGCGGCAGAUGAGCGCGCCGCACGAGAUGGACUUUAUGAUCCCGCUCAGCGACCCGCCGCCGCCCCAGAUCGUGGUCCGUGCUCUCAGCGACAGUUGGAUCGGCUCUGAGACGGUGCACGCGGUCUCGUUCCAGAAGCUGAUCAAGCCGCACAACGAGACCAUCCAGACGAAGCUUUUGCGGCUGCAGCCGCUGCCUAUCACGGCUCUGCACAACCAGGAGGUGGAGAAAAUCUACGGAGCUAAAUUCCACUAUUUCAACCCGAUGCAGACGAUGGUGUUCCACACGCUGUACAACACCAACUCCAGCGUGUUUGUUGGCUCGCCGACGGGGUCUGGGAAGACGGUAGUCGCAGAGUUGGCCAUCUGGCACGCUUUCAACGAGUUUCCUGGCUCCAAGGUGGUUUACAUUGCGCCAAUGAAAGCUUUGGUUAGAGAGCGGGUUGACGACUGGAGACAGCGCAUCUCCAGGAACACGAAGCACAGGGUGGUGGAAAUGACGGGAGAUUCGCUGCCGGAAGCGCGCGAGGUGCGUGAGGCCGACAUAGUCAUCACCACGCCGGAGAAAUUUGAUGGUAUCUCCCGUAACUGGCAGACACGGAAAUUUGUGCAGGACGUCUCGCUCGUGAUUAUGGACGAAAUUCAUUUGCUGGCCAGUGACAGAGGACCGAUUUUGGAGAUUAUUGUCAGCAGAAUGAACUUCAUCUCGUCAUUCACCAAAAAGCCUAUUCGGCUACUUGGCCUGUCAACUGCCAUCUCCAAUGCCAUGGACAUGGCCGGGUGGCUGGGCGUGAGGGACGGGCUGUUUAAUUUUCCGCCGAGCGUGCGGCCGGUGCCGCUGCAGAUGUACAUCGACGGGUUCCCAGACAACCUGGCUUUUUGUCCGCUGAUGAAAACGAUGAACAAGCCAGCGUUCAUGGCCAUCAAACAGCACUCGCCGCAGAAACCGGUUCUCAUUUUCGUCGCCUCGCGAAGACAGACCAGACUGACCGCGCUGGACCUGAUCCACCUCUGUGGGAUGGAGGAGAACCCAAGACGGUUUCUGAAGAUGGACGACACAGAACUACAGCAGAUUCUACCAAAAGUCAAGGACGAAACGUUGAAACUGUCUCUGCAGUUUGGUAUAGGGCUGCACCAUGCCGGCUUAGUGGAGAGCGACCGGCAGAUCUCGCACAAGCUGUUUGAGCAGAGCAAGAUCCAGAUUUUGGUUGCCACGUCCACGCUCGCCUGGGGAGUCAACCUGCCUGCGUACUUGGUGAUCAUCAAGGGAACGCAGUUCUUCGACGCCAAAAUCGAGGGCUACAGAGACAUGGACCUGACAGACAUUUUGCAGAUGAUGGGACGAGCAGGAAGACCGGCUUUCGACACCAGCGGCGUGGCCAUUGUGUUCACCAAGGAGUCGAAAAAGCAGUUCUACAAGCACUUCCUCAAUGUCGGGUUUCCAGUUGAGUCGUCGCUCCACAAGGUGUUGGACAACCACCUGGGAGCCGAGAUUUCGGCAGGAACUAUCAAAACCAGGCAGGACGCGGUUGAGUUUCUUACCUGGACGUUUCUGUACCGAAGGGCGCACCACAACCCGACGUAUUACGGAAUUACCGAUAAUAGCACCGAGGGAAUAAGCAAGUUCCUGAGCGACCUGAUCGAUAAUUCUAUUGAGAAUCUGAAGGAGUCCAAAUGUGUGAUCUCGUACUCCGACAAGCUGAAACCAACGCCGUUCCUCCACAUAGCGUCGUACUAUUAUCUGUCGCACAAGACGCUGCGCAACCUGCUCAAAUCCGUUGUCCCCAAAGCCUCAUUCCGCCAGUGUCUGAGAUGGCUGGCCGAGGCCACAGAGUACGACGAGCUGCCAACGCGACACGGCGAGGAACUGAUCAACAUGGAGCUGUCCCAGCAGAUGCGCUAUCCUGCCAACGACAUGGAGAAUGCCGAGUUUAUUUGGGACCCGCACAUCAAGGCGUUCCUGCUGCUGCAGGCCUAUUUUUCGAGAAUUGAGCUGCCAAUAGCAGACUACUCUCAGGACACAGUUUCCGUGCUGGACCAGAGUCUGCGUAUUUUGCAGGCGUACAUUGACGCGGCAGCCGAGCUGGGCUAUCUGUCGACGGUGUUGAUGCUGAUCAGACUGAUGCAGUGCGUGAAGCAGGCAGUGUGGUUUGACGAGGACUUUAUCUACGCUUUGCCUGGGAUGAGAGUGAACGACUGGGAAAAAACAGAGAACGACGGCAAAUACACAGGGCUGCCGCCGCCUUCAUUGCUCCAGAAAGCAGGCGAGCAGGCCGGAGAACUGAACAAAUUGGUGCACCGGCUGAAGCCGAAAAAUAUCGAGCAGUUCAAAAAGAUCGUCUCCACCCUUCCCGUUGGCAAAUACAGGGCUGCGAAAACGGACAAAGAGAUCCACGUCGAGCUGGUGCACUCGAAUCCCCCGCUGAAUCGCGACUUCAAGGUCUACUGUCCAAAAUUCUCGAAGCCGCAGCGAGAAACGUGGUUUGCGAUAGCCUGCAGCCUCGAAACGGACCAGAUCUACGCUAUGAAACGGCUCUCACCAAAACGAAUUGGCGGAGUCGACAAGGUUGAGGGGACGUUGACGGUGGCUACGUCUGAGCCGCUGGAGGUGCUUCUGGUCUCGGACUUCACUGAUCUGCACUACCAAAUGCCUGUGUAA